Molecule: messenger RNA, 1659 nt
Organism: Letharia columbiana
Lineage: Eukaryota; Fungi; Ascomycota; Lecanoromycetes; Lecanorales; Parmeliaceae
Exons: 2
Coding region: 1-1659 (552 amino acids)
Biological process (GO): regulation of fungal-type cell wall biogenesis
Cellular component (GO): mating projection tip
Source: RefSeq, a predicted model, not a curated record
AUGCCUUCCCCGGAUAGGUUUGGAGGAAUGUUCCGCUCUUUUUGGCAUACAAUGAUCUCCAGUGACCGCCAUGCGUCCCACGACUCUCCCUACCGCACGGGCCAGCAUAUGCCUCUUAACCAAAGCCGUCAUGCUCCCCUUACAUCAGUGGCCACCAGCGCCCUAGAAUCUCGUCCAGACCUGAGCUCACCGUACGGCGAUGAUACCUCCGCGCAAUUUACACCAGCUCUACAAAACGGCGACGCACGCGCACCAGGCAGUCCUGGCGCGGGUCCUCUUCAGUCACCCACUUCUCCUUACUUGCCUGGCAUGCGGUCAAACAUGGCAUUAAAACGACAACAAUCAAACGAACCCAAUCCUUUCGACAGCGUAACACCGGGAGAAAUACAAAUGCAAAGCUUCCAAGAAGGCCUCCCCCCACCCCCACCAGCAGCCCAUUCUUGGAAAAAGAUUGAUCGAUGGGCUGAGGAGAAUUACGAAGAACUCUACGACCAGCUCUCUGAAGGAUGCACUCAGAAUGAUGUCAACGAGCUUGAGCAUGAGCUUGACUGCUCUUUACCCAUGGAAGUACGCGAAUCUCUACAAGUACAUGAUGGGCAAGAGAGAGGUGGGAGACCCACUGGCAUUAUCUUCGGCUGCAUGCUUCUCGACUGUGAGGAGAUUGUUCAAGAGUGGAAGAAUUGGCGGGUAGUCAAUGAGGAAUAUCUCACAAGCCCGUCAACCAAUCAGACGCAGUUCCCGCCAAAAGCCUUCGGUGGAGCAUCCUCAUCCUCGGUUUCAGCACCAGUUCCAGUUUCACAACAAGCAACCAACCCGUUUUGGCGACAAGAGCUCCUCGACAAACAAGACUCACAGCCAUCUAGAGCUAUUCAAAAAGCUUACGCCCAUCCCGGAUGGAUUCCAUUGGCUCGUGAUUGGGGCGGUAAUAACCUUGCGGUCGAUCUUGCGCCCGGACCCGUUGGGAAAUGGGGUCAGAUCAUCAUCUUCGGCCGAGACUACGACUGCAAGUAUGUUGUUGCUCGAUCAUGGGCCGCUUUUCUCGCAACAGUAGCAGAUGACAUGAGUAGUGAAAAGGUUUUUGUCGACGAGGAGACACAGGAGCUUAAGCUUCGGGAAUUCAAGACCGCCACUGUCGAGCCAGCAUAUCUGAAUAUACUGCGCUGGAGAAUGGAUCAGAAGUAUGGUCGAAAGGGCCCUCGAAGAAGGCCGGGUUCUGGACCAGGUACCAACGCCAAUGGCACCGCUAAUACUGGAUCUCCGUACGGAAGUCCGACUGAAGAAAGAGGACGCUCACCACAAAGGUUUCCUCAUCGUGGGCCGACCCAUACUCAAAGUCCCCGUGGCGCUGUUGGAAAACCCAGCCCUCUGGCUCAAGUGACAGAAGAGAAUGCAGCACCAAAGAUUCACACUGGCGGUGACGCCAAUAGAGAUAUCUUUGCUCAGAACACUGCAGCUAGCGAGCGCAAUGGGAAUCUAGUCGAGAUUGGAAGUCCUACUGGCCCAAACGACGGCUAUAAACAAGCGCCUCUGGGCCAAGCGAUGGAGGCCGACAUGUCUGGUGUGCUAAGCAACGCGACGAACAAAGACAUACAGACCAAGUCAGCGCUAAAAGGCCUUGGGGUUGAUGGUGUCGAUGACAUGAAAAGCGUUGAAAUCUGA